Blastomyces gilchristii SLH14081 is the source of this 3125-nucleotide messenger RNA. Its product is annotated as NAD-dependent aldehyde dehydrogenase. Gene Ontology annotation, molecular function: aldehyde dehydrogenase (NAD+) activity. NCBI's taxonomy places the organism in Eukaryota, Fungi, Ascomycota, Eurotiomycetes, Onygenales, Ajellomycetaceae. Bases 280 to 1695 code for a protein of 471 amino acids. The transcript has 3 exons. The record is from RefSeq and is a predicted model, not a curated record.
UCACAGAAUAAAUCAUGAUAAAUCAAUACGGAAACUAUUCCGAUCUGCCGAAAGGGAUUCCUCUGACAAAUCUUGCGCGGUUUGCUUUGGUUAGGCUAAGUUUAUAUCGUCCCCGCGAUCUUGGUCCACAUUCCGGCUCCGCGAACUAUCAAUAAUCGGCGAGCCACGAACCCCGCCCAUGUAUCAACAAGACUGAAGCCGCUCCCAAAACCUCCAAGUUCAUUAUACAUUUGGUAGGGUCAUAUCAAAAUAAUAUCUAGCUCGCUAGCCAUAGUGAAAAUGUCUGUAGAAACUUUGACGACGAUUUCCCCGAUCACCAACGAUCCUAUCCUCACCCGCCCAGGGGUAUCUCAACAAGAGCUUACCUCAUUGCCCCAAAAGGGGCAGGAUGCCUUCCGUUCCUUUUCACGGUCAACUACCCUAGGUCAGCGCCAGGAAAUCGUUGCCCGCGCUCUUGGACUUCUUUCCAAGAAGAAGGAUAUCCUAGCUCGCGAGGUGACGGAGCAAAUGGGACGCCCGAUCGCAUACACAGGCGGCGAGAUUGCAACAGCGAUAAAACGAGGCGAGUACUUGAAUCGUAUUUCUUCCACUGUGUUAGGAGACGAAGGGACCAUAGAUACGGAGGCUGAGGCUGGGUUUAAAAGAUAUAUUAAGAAAGAGCCGGUUGGGGUUGUGCUAAUCAUCUUUCCAUGGAACUACCCGUACCUGGUCCUCGUCAACAGCCUGGUUCCCGCCCUCCUUGCCGGAAACGCCGUUAUUUUGAAACCCUCACCACAAACGCCAACAGUGGUGGAACAAAUCGCUUCCAUUUUCAAUGAAGCUGGUUUACCACAAGAUGUUCUACAAUAUUUCCACUGCGGUUCUCCUACCGACAUUGAAUCAAUUGUUCGGUCACCUCUCAUCAACCACGUCUGCUUCACGGGGUCUGUCGCCGGGGGUCUAGCUGUCCAGAAGGCGGCUGUAGACAGGAUUGUGAACGUUGGCUUGGAGCUUGGUGGAAACGACCCAGCAUAUGUCCGCAGUGAUGUUGAUCUCGCAUGGGCAGCGGAAGAGAUUGUUGAUGGUGCGAUUUUCAACAGUGGCCAGAGCUGCUGUGCAAUCGAAAGAGUAUACGUUCACGAGACCAUCCACGAUGCGUUCGUCCAAGAGGCCAAGAAAGUCCUAAGCAAAUACCGUGUGGGCGAUCCGUUUGACGAGAAGACACAGAUCGGUCCGGUAAUCUCGAAACGAGCGAAGGAGGCCAUUUUAGCCCAGAUUGACGAUGCCCUCAAAAAGGGGGCAGUGGAUGAAACGCCUUCGAACUCGACGUUUGACAACCUUCCCAAGGCUGGAAACUUUGUCAAGCCCACCCUGUUAACCGGUGUGAACCACAACAUGCAAGUGAUGGCGGAAGAAACUUUUGGGCCAGUUAUACCUGUCACAAAAGUCAGGGAUGACGCUGAGGCGAUCCGGUUAAUGAAUCAAAGCGAUCUGGGCCUGACGGCGAGUGUUUGGACAAAAGACGUUGCUAAAGCCGAAGAAUUGAUCCAGCAGAUCGAAGCAGGAACUGUCUUCGUCAACAGAGCAGAUUACCCGAGUCCUGACCUUGCAUGGACGGGAUGGAAAAACUCUGGGCGCGGUGUGACAUUGAGCAGGUUCGGCUUUGAUCAAUUUGUCAAGUUGAAGAGUUUCCAUCUCAAGGACUACCCAAAAUAACUGCUUCCCUUUUAUCAUCCUAGCAAUAGAUUCAUGUUUCACUAACCCAAAACAUUUCUAAUGGAAUUAACCAACUAUGGUGAAUGUAAUAUGCGGCAUAGGAACACUGGUGAUAGGAAGCUAUUUUUGGAAUGUACAUGUACAUGUACAUUACAUGUGUAUGUAUGCUUUUAGCGCCAAGCAGGCUUUCCAAAGAAUACCCCCUUUCAGUUACGGAGCACCUGUGCAUUGUGCAUGCAUGCAUGAAUGCACCACUCUACGAGUUGCAUAAAAACCCGUUCGCAGUGUUAAUGAUCGGUUUCGUGGCAAACGUGGGGUGAAUCCAUCUCCAAAAAUCCACUCGCUCUGUGCGUGAAAACUUGGUGUGCAAACAGCUCUUAUUCGGAGGCAUGUUAACUGGUUUUGAAAGAUGGUAGGUUUAAAAUCGUAGAUGAACAUUCUCCUCCAUAUGACUCGUACUAUUCUUUAAUAAAGUCGGUUAUCUGGCUCCUUCACUUUAGUCUCGAUAUCUCAACUGUUCCGUGAAAGAGGAAUGAAGGUUGAUCUAUUGUCCUAAAUUCUAGAAGUUGAUAUAGAUUAUAUCCGCAAGUUCCUAUAUCAUUUCGCCAACAUCAGUGAUUUUGUGUUGAGAUAUCAUUCUGAGUCAAAUAACGGAAGGGGGCAAUGCCACAUCUAUCAACUUCCUAGAGCUAACAUUUAUGGCCUGUAAGCUGGUAACCACAUCAUGUUUCGAAGCUCGAAAGGUAUCUAGUCACUCAACUGGCCGAGCCUGCCGGCCUCAGUUUAAUAGUCUGGGUCGCAGCAGUCUAUUUUUUGGCAAUGACAUCCCACAGGGCACGGGCAUUUUUCAUGGCCACGUUGAUAGGGUACCUCCUGCAUCGCUUUACUUCAAUUGAAAUUCAGGACUAAAGCUUUUGGCAGGAUAGGCGAAGGGCUUUGGCGAGCUCUCGAAGGGUCGAAUUCAGUUAAGCAGCAUAUUAGCUUAUGGCAAGAUUAUCAAACCACCAGCCAACCUAGAAGGUCUGUCUGACGAUAAAUUUGAGAAUAACGAGAACGCAUGCCGAGGGGAGGGAGAAAGACGAAUGGCAGACAUAACCAGACAACAAAACUAGAGUUGUUAUGUUAGGAGAAUGACGCGAGUGCUUGGUGCAAGUAUUCCCGGUGCGGUGAGAAUACCCCCAUGACAACAGUUGUCUGGAGUUGCUUGCGUUUAGUAGACCUGGGUGGCCUGGAAUCUUGGCCAACUGGGGUAUGCUUGAGACGGAAACCACUCGAUAUAUAAUCUGAGAACCAGGUACUCUGUAAUCCGUACUCUGUAUAACAUAUCUGCGCCAGAAUCUGACAUUUCCCCUUGAUAACAGCGCUACAAUCUCGGUCCCCGCCGCUUAGUUAGUGCCCUAUUUGCUGACAGUCCACUAAACAGCGGCUAA